Molecule: messenger RNA, 820 nt
Organism: Carya illinoinensis
Lineage: Eukaryota; Viridiplantae; Streptophyta; Magnoliopsida; Fagales; Juglandaceae
Product: major allergen Pru ar 1-like
Exons: 2
Coding region: 174-656 (160 amino acids)
Biological process (GO): abscisic acid-activated signaling pathway; defense response
Cellular component (GO): nucleus; cytoplasm
Molecular function (GO): abscisic acid binding; signaling receptor activity; protein phosphatase inhibitor activity
Source: RefSeq, a predicted model, not a curated record
ACCAAUAUUACAUAUAGUAAAGUCAAGCCAAAGCCACCUACCCUCUCCCCAAUUUCUGCAUAGCUACAAAAAUAAGGUCUUCCCGUUCCCCUCUCAAUACUAUUCCCUCACUGAUCCCCUUCAUUUCAUCUCCUUUUCCUUAGCAUUGCCCUUGGUUCAUAGUGUUAGCAGUUAUGGGUGUCAUCAAAAUCAACCAUUCUUUUGCAACUCAGGUUACUCCGGACAGGAUGUUCAAGGCCUUGAUCCUGGACUCCCACAACAUCUGCCCCAAGCUCAUGUUCUCAUCCAUAAAGAGUAUUGAAUUUGUUGAAGGCCAGGGAGAGGCUGGGAGCAUCAAACAGAUCAAUUUCACUGAAGCAAGUCCUUUCAAAUAUGUGAGGCACAGGAUUGAUGCAAUUGAUGAGGAGAAGUUCACAUGCAAGCACACUUUGAUCGAAGGCGAUGCUUUAAUGGACAAGCUUGAAUAUAUUACCUAUGAGGUGAAGUUUGAGGGAUAUGGCAGAGGAGGAUGUAUCUGUAAGUUGAGCAGUGAAUACAAAGCAAAAGAAGGUGUAGAGAUCAAAGAAGAGGAUAUUGAGCUUGGAAAGGACAGAGCCAUAGGGAUGUACGAAGUUGUGGAGGCCUACCUCUUGGCGCACCCUCGUGCCUAUACUUAAAACAAGUUAUGUAAUGAUUUUCGGCACCUGGUUUUAAUGGAUGAUUAUAUCUGAGUGUAUGUAUGUCUUACUUUCUUUCAAGAAAUUUUCUUUUUUGUUCUUUGAGAUUGUGCAAAAGAUAAUUAAUAUGUGAAUUACCAUUGCCUUGCUGUUUGUGAUUUCAA